This is a messenger RNA of Vespa mandarinia (Asian giant hornet), 717 nucleotides long. Its product is annotated as fatty acid synthase-like. Gene Ontology annotation, biological process: fatty acid biosynthetic process. The record is from RefSeq and is a predicted model, not a curated record. Gene Ontology annotation, molecular function: fatty acid synthase activity; oxidoreductase activity. Lineage: Eukaryota; Metazoa; Arthropoda; Insecta; Hymenoptera; Vespidae.
AUGUAUCAUGCCAUUGUUAAUCAGUUGUCACGCGGAAAUUUAAGUUCAUUAAGAUGGCUCGAAAGACCAAUUACGAAAGACUAUCAAAAGGAAGAUCUUGUUCGUAUCCAUUAUGCAUUGUUGAACUUUAGAGACGUGAUGUUGGCAACAGGUAAAAUAGGAUUAGAUGUGUUUCAACAGGACAGAAAAAAUGUUGACAACGUACUUGGAUUUGACUAUAGCGGAAUCAGUACCGGUGGUCGACGUAUUAUGGGACUUAAUCCAAACAAAUACGCAAUACCAUGCGUAUAUUCCACAUGUGUUGCUGCACUUUAUAUUAACAGAGAAAUGAAAAAGGGUGAUAGAAUACUUAUCUAUUCUGGUGCUGGUGGUGUUGGCCAAGCAGCGAUUACUAUAGCUCUUCACGAAAGCUGUAAAAUAUUAACUACCGUUGGUACACCUGAAAAACGUAAAUUCAUUAAAGAAACAUUUCCCAGUAUCGACGAUAAUCAUAUUGGAAAUUCUAGAGAUACUAGUUUCGAACAAAUGAUUUUGCAAGAAACCGACGGUGGAGGUGUAGAUAUAGUUCUAAAUUUUUUAGCGGAAGAAAAACUUUUAGCAUCUCUGCGUUGUUUAGCCUAUAGAGGACGAUUUUUAGAAAUUGGAAAGUUUGAUUUAGCUGCAAAUAAUCUGUUAGACAUCGAUGUCUUUACGAAGGAGAUCAGUUUCAUGCUGUAA